UUCUGCUUUGCCUCAGCAGCCUUCACCCUUUCUCGUAAUCUUCUUCUUUCCAGCUCUCGUUCUUCUGUCCCUGUCCGUCACUGCAGCUGCUUCUCUCUCUUCUUCCCACUUUAAUCCUCUUCUCUUUAAGUAUUCACAUUUACCUGCUCCCCCUCCUGUUCUCUGCCCUACCCACCUUCUUAUCCUGCUCAUACAAUUCCUUUUCCACUCUAUUCUUAAUCAUUGCUUUCUCCGCCGUUCUGUCACAUAUUAUCCAUUCACUUUUUUGUGUCACACAUUUCUCCUGGCUCUUGCAUUUUUGUACUCAUUCCUCUCAGAGAUCCAUUUUCUUUCUUUUUUCUUCUAUUUGCAUAUUAUUUCCCUGCAAGUUCUAUCAACUUCUCACCCGUCUUUAUAUUUGAUCGCUUUUUCUCACUUUUGUCUUCUUUUAUCCUUCCUAGUGUUGCUCGUCCGUCUGCUUCUAUUUUGUUCCCUAGUCUCUGCAUUUUUCUUUUACCACAUUACUUGUGGUGACUUCUGUAAGACUACCUAUCCCCUUCUUUUCUGGAGGGGCCACUUCACCUCUCCCCCACAACAUUCGGCACCAUAGCUCCCCCCAGCCGCGCAACACCCCGUCCCUUGGCCCCAUUUGGCCUUGGGAGGAAGACAUUGGUGGCAGUGGCUAUUGGCGUUGUGAUGGUUCUAAUAUUGGUCAUCCUAAUUCCAGUGUUGGUCAACUCAGUGGGCUCUGAUGGCCACUAUGAAAUGUUGGGCACCUGCCGGAUGGUUUGCGACCCCUACCUCAGCAAAGCAGGGGCAACCACCACUAGUACGAGCAUCAGAGCCGGGACUGGAGCAGAACCCUUAAGUGACAGAGGACAACAAGCUCCAUCAACUUUAGUGCAAGGUCCUCAGGGCAAAGCAGGACGUCCUGGCAAACCUGGUCCACCUGGAGAACCCGGGCUACCAGGUCCACCCGGACCACAAGGGCCACCAGGAGAACGAGGAGAACCAGGGAAACCUGGACCACCUGGCUUGGCAGGAGGAGGUGUGAAUGGUGCCAUAAGUACAGCCACAUAUACAACCAUUCCCCGUGUGGCCUUCUAUGCUGGUUUGAAGAACCCCCAUGAGGGUUAUGAGGUCCUCAAAUUUGAUGACGUGGUCACCAACCUUGGGAACAACUACGAUGCGGCAAGUGGGCGGUUCAGCUGUACAGUACCGGGCACUUACUUUUUUACCUACCAUGUCUUAAUGAGAGGUGGAGAUGGCACCAGUAUGUGGGCGGACCUCUGCAAAAAUGGCCAGGUUCGUGCCAGUGCCAUUGCUCAAGAUGCAGACCAGAACUACGACUAUGCCAGUAAUAGUGUGAUUCUUCACUUGGAUGCCUGGAGAUGAGGUCUACAUCAAGUUGGAUGGUGGAAAAGCUCAUGGAGGCAAUAACAACAAAUACAGUACCUUCUCCGGCUUCAUCAUAUACUCAGACUGAGAGCAAAUGUUCUUUGGACUACCCUACCUACACCACCAGGGAGCAAGGAGCCCCAGAGAGAAGCUUGGGACAGCUGCAUGGAACACUCAAAUUACCUCCAUGGGGUACUUGGGAUUGUGUAGCUGCUCCCAAUUGCUUAUCCAGCACCUCUCUUGUGUCCUUGACCACUCAUGUAUCAUAUCCCAUGCUUCAGUGUGUAGCUGUUCAAUAAAGCCUCACUACUAUACCCCUGGCCUAACUCAUGCCUCUGUGCUUAUUUGAGGCCACUUUCCCAUUCAAAGCUAAAUGCAUACUGGCCAAUUCAAUUUAAUGAAUUACUGUCCAUUUUGUAUACCGUCUACACCUGUCAUGUUCCUUUCAGCACUGGAUCAUAUCACUGAAAACUGUUGUGGUGUCUUGCUGGUAAAUUUAAUUUCUGUGACAUCUGUGCCAAACCAUCAGUACUCAUUAGGCAUUAUUUUCACAAGCUUCAGUCUAGCACACGGAUAGAUUGUUCCAUUGAGUGAAAAAUGCAAGACAAUACUCUUGUCAUAAAACCGUCCACAUAGCCUUGAGAUUUGAUCCCUAUGCCUAUCCAUGGAUAUAUACUGUACCUCCAUCUAAUGAGACACCUAUAUAACUUCAGCAAGCUUCAUGGCUUUAACAUUUCCCAUUCCAGUAAACCUUCUUUAAGUCAAAUUCUUGCCUUUAUGUACUAAGACUCUACUACAUAACUUUCCAUAAAGCCACCUGCACGAAUUUCUUUGGUGAGGAUUGAUUGUCAUCAAUACUCUGUAUCCCUUCCUCAUUGUCCUCCUCAUGCUCCUUCUACCAAGCCUUAUAGCACCAUCUCCACUAAGCCUAAUACAUUUAUCAUUGCACCAUUUUUGCACCUGUAAUUUGUCUGAAAUUCACAGAGAUUUGCAAGCAUCUCUCUACCAAGACUCAAGGUUCUGUGUCUUUAAUAUCCCUAAUAAAUGUAAAGCUUUCUUCCUUAUCCAUCAACUAUUUAUACCUUUGCAACCCCUGUCCCCAACGUCACCCCUCCUUUGGGCUUCACUCAAAUCCAUUCACCAUCCACAUUUUUGCAUGUCAAAAAACCAUCUAUGUCCCUUCUUAAACACUAUUCUUCUUCAAUUCCAUCUUUGUAUUUUCCUCUUCUAGUUAUGACUGAAUCCCUUCAACAACCUCAAUGUCAACUCCAUCUCUCAUGUCAGUAUCCAUCUGGUAAACGUCAUUUUCAGUUUCCUAUACCCAAAGUUUUUCAUUUAAAUAGUUAAUUGAAUUCCCUAGGCAUCUAGUAAGCUUGUAUUAGUCAUGAUAUUAUUCCUCAACUGUCUACCUAAUAAUUAUAUCCUAGUUGUAAAUGUCAACAUCUUACUCAAUUUCCAAUUAUUGGUCCAAUAUGGCUACUGCGAUUUCUUUCAUCAGCCCUGUAUUUGUUUCUUGUGCCUAAAUAAAUCCUAAAAGCCCCCAGCGUUAUUUUUCCCUUCUACCUCAAUCUGUGUAUUUCUAGAACUCCCAAAUAAAUUGUGUAAUUAUAUAGAGAGCGUUAAAGAAAGACAAGUGAAUGACUCACAGAAUAUCUUCCCUCACAGACUAUAUACAUUACAAUAUUCUUAUUUUGUGUACAGGAAAAUCUAACUGUACGCUCUGUGUUCUCCACCUUAGGCUUGUCGGAUUGUGACUUUUUCCAUUUGAAGACAGAAUCAAUCAGAUUUAGCAGCAGCAUCCUAAAAGCGUACCUAGAGACUUGCUAAUUAAAAAAAGUAACACUUUAAUGCUAAAAUAAUGGUUUUUACAGCACUUUAUGUCCACAUUUUGCAAACCUCAAUUAAUUUAGAUCUGUGAAGUUUGACAUCUAUCUGUAUCAUUCUGUACUUACAGAUGCCACCCUGCUGGGCAUCAGAUUGACCUGCACAAAACUAUUCAUUAGCAGAUAUAGCCCUCAAAUUAUCUGCAUUGUGGAGCCCACAGAGGUUCUAGACUGCUUUGACAGGCUUACCAGUCAUGGCUGUUCUGUUAGUUGGUUCUGUUUCUUGAAGUUUCAAGAAACUGGCAUGUUGGUGCCACCAUUUUAAUUAUUUGGGAAGUUUCACAUGUUUGUUGGUCAUGUCAGAAAGGGAUGAUUGCAUGUUUUACAUUAUAUCUACAGUACAUGAGGGAUGGAAUAAUACCUAAUCUUACAUUAAGAUAAGACUUAUGUGCCCUGUUUUUUGAGAUCCUACAAGUUAUCCCUGCUUGAUAUUUCAUAGGGGUUG
Messenger RNA from Bufo gargarizans (Asiatic toad), 3705 nucleotides. It is a transcript of the gene C1QL1, whose product is annotated as complement C1q like 1. Bases 676 to 1374 code for a protein of 232 amino acids. NCBI's taxonomy places the organism in Eukaryota, Metazoa, Chordata, Amphibia, Anura, Bufonidae. Gene Ontology annotation, molecular function: protein binding. The transcript is spliced from 2 exons. The record is from RefSeq and is a predicted model, not a curated record.